Molecule: messenger RNA, 687 nt
Organism: Eremomyces bilateralis CBS 781.70
Lineage: Eukaryota; Fungi; Ascomycota; Dothideomycetes; Eremomycetales; Eremomycetaceae
Exons: 3
Coding region: 179-538 (119 amino acids)
Biological process (GO): P-body assembly; cytoplasmic stress granule assembly
Cellular component (GO): P-body
Molecular function (GO): mRNA binding
Source: RefSeq, a predicted model, not a curated record
CUUAAUUCCUCCAAACCACAUCUCCCAUCUCCCAUCUCCCUCCCACAAACAUCCACCCUUCCUCCUCUCUCUUUACUGUUCUCUCACAUCUCAAUCCUUCUUCCGACACCUCAUCCCUUUUUCUUCCAUACUCCUCUCAUCAAAACAUUCACAUCCUGCACCUACCCAAGGUGCCAAGAUGUCAGAAUUCAUCGGAUCGGUGAUCUCGCUGAUAUCGAAGAGCGAUAUACGCUAUCGAGGGACGCUUCAUGAGAUCAACUCAGACAAACAUACCGUCGCCCUAGAGAAUGUCAGAUCAUUUGGCACCGAAGGGCGGCGGAAUGGAGUCGACGAGGUGCCUCCAAUGGAGGCCAUAUACGAGUACAUCGUAUUCCGCGGCAGUGAUGUGAAGGAGUUGUCAAUUGAAGACGCGCCUAAAGAACCUCAGCCGCCGCCACCCCAGGUGCCCAACGACCCUGCUAUCCUCGGAGUAAGUCAGCCCGUCUCCCAAGCACCUUCAAUGCACUAUGAUGAAAAUACGGAUUUUUAUUUCGACUGAAUCACACAUGUUGAAAGAACCGUUGCCUUCCUUCUGAAACAGCAACAUACCUUGUCUUUCCUGUAAUCCACUAUCAAGGAUGAAUUGUACUGACUUGUCAAGUCCGCCCGUCCAUCACAACUCCAGGGACAGCAACCUGGGCCGCCAUC